Chlorocebus sabaeus (green monkey) is the source of this 1797-nucleotide messenger RNA. It is a transcript of the gene FADS1, whose product is annotated as fatty acid desaturase 1. Gene Ontology annotation, cellular component: membrane. NCBI's taxonomy places the organism in Eukaryota, Metazoa, Chordata, Mammalia, Primates, Cercopithecidae. The record is from RefSeq and is a predicted model, not a curated record. Gene Ontology annotation, molecular function: oxidoreductase activity, acting on paired donors, with oxidation of a pair of donors resulting in the reduction of molecular oxygen to two molecules of water. Gene Ontology annotation, biological process: lipid metabolic process.
CGCGACGCCCGCCUGACGUCAGGCAGUGGAAUCCGGCGGCGACGCCUUUAGGGAGCCCGCGAGGGGGCGCGUGUUGGCCGCCCCGCUGUGAGUUGCCCAAGACCCGCCGGGGGGCGGGGUCUCGCUCCCCGCGCCACGAGGCUCGGCCAAUGGGAACGCGCGCUGCGAGGACCGGAGGUCCGCGCCGCGGUGCUGAAAACCCCGCGCGCAAGCGGCUGGCUCUGGGCGCGCGCCAGCAAACCCACUCCUGGAGCCCGCGGACCCCGAGCACGCGCUUGACAGCCCCUGCUGAGCCGGCGCCCGGCGUCGCCAGGCCAGCCAUGGCCCCCGACCCGGUGGCCGCCGAGACCCCGGUUCAGGGACCUACCCCGCGCUACUUCACCUGGGACGAGGUGGCGCAGCGCUCGGGGUGCGAAGAGCGGUGGCUAGUGAUCGACCGUAAGGUGUACAACAUCAGCGAGUUCACCCGCCGGCAUCCAGGGGGCUCCCGGGUCAUCAGCCACUACGCCGGGCAGGAUGCCACGGAUCCCUUUGUGGCCUUCCACAUCAACAAGGGCCUGGUGAAGAAGUAUAUGAACUCUCUCCUGAUUGGAGAACUGUCUCCGGAGCAGCCCAGCUUUGAGCCCACCAAGAAUAAAGAGCUGACUGAUGAGUUCCGGGAGCUUCGGGCCACAGUGGAGCGGAUGGGGCUCAUGAAGGCCAACCAUGUGUUCUUCCUGCUGUACCUGCUGCACAUCUUGCUGCUGGAUGGUGCAGCCUGGCUCACCCUUUGGAUCUUUGGGACGUCCUUUUUGCCCUUCCUCCUCUGUGCCGUGCUGCUCAGUGCAGCUCAGAUCCAGGCUGGCUGGCUGCAGCAUGACUUGGGGCACCUGUCGGUCUUCAGCACCUCAAAGUGGAACCAUCUGGUACAUCAUUUUGUGAUUGGCCACCUGAAGGGGGUCCCUGCCAGUUGGUGGAACCACUUGCACUUCCAGCACCAUGCCAAGCCCAACUGCUUCGGCAAAGACCCAGACAUCAACAUGCAUCCCUUCUUCUUUGCCUUGGGGAAGAUCCUGUCUGUAGAGCUUGGGAAACAGAAGAAAAAAUAUAUGCCGUACAACCACCAGCACAAAUACUUCUUCCUGAUUGGGCCCCCAGCCUUGGUGCCUUUCUUCUUCCAGUGGUAUGUUUUCUAUUUUGUUAUCCAGCGAAAGAAGUGGGUGGACUUGGCCUGGAUGAUCACCUUCUACAUCCGCUUAUUCCUCACUUAUGUGCCACUAUUGGGACUGAAAGCCUUCCUGGGCCUUUUCUUCAUAGUCAGGUUCCUGGAAAGCAACUGGUUUGUGUGGGUGACACAGAUGAACCAUAUCCCCAUGCACAUUGAUCAUGACCGGAACAUGGACUGGGUUUCCACCCAGCUCCAGGCCACAUGCAAUGUCCACAAGUCUGCCUUCAAUGACUGGUUCAGUGGACACCUCAACUUCCAGAUUGAGCACCAUCUUUUUCCCAUGAUGCCUCGACACAAUUACCACAAAGUGGCUCCCCUGGUGCAGUCCUUGUGUGCCAAGCAUGGCAUAGAGUACCAGUCCAAGCCCCUGCUGUCAGCCUUCGCCGACAUCAUCCACUCACUAAAGGAGUCAGGGCAGCUCUGGCUAGAUGCCUAUCUUCACCAAUAACAACAGCCACCCCGUCCAGUCUGAAAGAAGAGGAGGAAGACUCUGGAGCCAAAGCAGAGGGGAGUUUGAAGGACAAUGCCACUGUAGUUUAAUACUCAGAAGGGGGUGGGUUUGGGGACAUAAAGGCUCUGACUCAAACUCC